AUGCUUUUGAUUUAUCGAUUAAUUUGGUUUGAGUUCAUAUUGUCAAUCGUCUUGGCAGAAUCAUUUGCACCAGAAGUACAUAAUAUCCAUGAUAUAGAUUCAGAUGAAAUUCAUGCUUGGUAUUUUCAAAAUAAAGAACACCUAACAUCAUCAUCAUUAUGGAAAGAAAUGCAAUUAUAUGAUAAAAGUAAUUUUAGUCAAUUUAAUCAAACUUUAGUACAUUUCAAUGAGUCAAAUCAAACUUUAAUAUUAACCGCGUUACAACCCGCAACUUUUUAUGAACUCGAACUAGAACUUAUUGGAGUUUUACCAUAUGACUUACCUGAAUUAGAGGAGAUUAUACUGGUGAAUAGUACUGAAGCAAUAAGAAUGAUUGGUCAAGAUCUAGAAAAGAAUACAAUAUCAGCACCAUCACCAGUUAGUGCAAGUAUUGUAAUUGCUUGUAUAUUAGUUCAAUAUGGAAUAGAUGAUUUUACAAUUGAUUUUAUUAAAGAAAACAGUGAUAACAAAACAAUGAGAGUAGAAUAUCCAAGCAUACCAGAGGAUGUUGAAGUAGAGACUCAAGCAAAAAAGAAAUUGAUGUUUCUAUGUGCUUUAUUUGUAAAGUUGCCAUUAAAGAUUCUUAAAAAGAUAUUAAUGAUUAUAAAAUUGCUUAUCUGUCUUCCAUUCAUAAUUUUAAAAAUCAUCAUAUUUUUCCCAUUGAUUAUUUUGAAGAAGAUAUUAAUGCUAAUAAAGAAGAAAAUACUUAUGAUAAUUAAAUACAAAAUUAUAGAGAUUGUUCUAAAAGUGAAAGACACAGUGUAUGGAAUAAUUGAUAAAGUUAUUGAUAUAACAAUUGUUGUGAUUGUACUGGUUAAAAAAGUUGUUUAUAUUACUGUUGAAGAAAUUGAAAAGGGGAAAUUUAAAACGGAAGAGACAAUUAUUAAAGCGGCAGAUUUGAUUAUGGAUACUACAAAGGAUACAAUAGUUAAAGUCAUAGAAGAUAAAAAGAAAUUUGAUGAUAAAGCAACUGAAGCAAUGGAGAAAGCUUUAUGGAAAUCUAAGCAAGCUAAGAAAAAAGUAUUGAAUAAAGAAUUUGGAGAAAAAGUUAAAGAAAAAUUUGGUGUUAAGAGUCCUUAUGGUUUGGUUGAUUGA
Messenger RNA from Lodderomyces jiufengensis, 1134 nucleotides. RefSeq lists its product as uncharacterized. The coding region runs from base 1 to 1134 and encodes 377 amino acids. NCBI's taxonomy places the organism in Eukaryota, Fungi, Ascomycota, Pichiomycetes, Serinales, Debaryomycetaceae. The transcript has a single exon. The record is from RefSeq and is a predicted model, not a curated record.